AACGCUAAGGAUGCAAGCUGCCGUUAAACCCCAGAGAAGGAGAAGAAGAAGAAGAAGAAGAAGACGGAAAUUGAACAGAAGAAGAAGAAGUGAUGGUUUGGUGUUUGGCCUUGUGAGCUGAACUCACAUUUCGUGUCAUUUCAUUUCUCAGACAUUUUCUGCAUUAGCAAAUGACAGCAGAAGAACAAUGACCCGCCACGGAAAGAACUGCACGGCCGGAGCUGUCUACACAUACCACGAGAAGAAGAAAGAUACAGCGGCAUCUGGUUACGGGACACAGAGCAUUCGACUGGGCAAAGAUGCGAUCAAAGACUUUGACUGCUGCUGCCUAUCCCUGCAACCCUGUCAGGAUCCUGUGGUGACACCAGAUGGAUUCUUGUAUGAAAAACAAGCCAUUCUUGAAUACAUUUUGCACCAGAAGACAGAAAUUGCCAAAAAAAUUAAGGCGUAUGAGAAGCAGAAGCAGACGCUGAAGAGCAACAGCCAACUUGAGUCCAAGUCAGAGGAAAGAGAACGGGUGGAGAGGUUUAAAAGCAGGGAGAACAGCAUUGUGUCCAAACCCAUCAACCCAUUCACAUCUGGGCAGAGCAAAGGAGGCGAGACGGGCAGGACAGACGGCAGCUCAGCAGAAUCCCCCAGUGCCGCUUCAGCUGCCUCUUCCAGCCAGACCCUGCCCAGUUUCUGGAUUCCCUCUCUGACACCUGAGUUCAAGCCCACCCUGCUCAAAAAACCAAGUAAGACUGUGUUAUGUCCCAUGUCAGAACGACCCAUUAAGAUGAAUGAGCUUAUCACAGUGCGCUUUACCCCAUUGGACUCCAGCCUGGAUCGAGUGGCCUUGCUCACCCGCCAGGACAGGUAUGUAUGUGCAGUAACCAGAGAUGUCCUCGGCAACAGUGUCCCCUGUGCCGUUCUGCGCCCCUCGGGUGCUGUGGUCACUCAGGAGUGUGUGGAGAAGCUGAUCAAGAAGGACAUGAUUGAUCCUGUGACUGGAGACAAACUGACUGACAAAGACAUCAUACCACUGCAGAGGGUAUGUAUGCACGUCUGUGUAGAGGUAGAGGUGGUGGUGGUAACUGUUCCAUGAAUUCCAAAAAUGGUUUUAAUAAUCCAAUCCAGGGGUCAGGAGACUGACACGAUUCUUACGGUGCCUUUAGACAGCAAGUGGUUGCUGCUCAGUUAUCUCUGCUGUAGACACAAUAGCAGCAGCAAGGCCCGCAUGCACAGAA
Molecule: messenger RNA, 1226 nt
Organism: Epinephelus moara (kelp grouper)
Lineage: Eukaryota; Metazoa; Chordata; Actinopteri; Perciformes; Serranidae
Gene: nosip
Product: nitric oxide synthase interacting protein
Exons: 9
Coding region: 188-1084 (298 amino acids)
Cellular component (GO): nucleus
Molecular function (GO): ubiquitin protein ligase activity
Source: RefSeq, a predicted model, not a curated record